Trichoderma atroviride IMI 206040 is the source of this 3627-nucleotide messenger RNA. RefSeq lists its product as uncharacterized. NCBI's taxonomy places the organism in Eukaryota, Fungi, Ascomycota, Sordariomycetes, Hypocreales, Hypocreaceae. The record is from RefSeq and is a predicted model, not a curated record.
AUGCCUAGCGCACAGCAUCCCCAGGCAAAGUUUGACCCGAUACCUCCAGAUCUUGACCUUCACUCUCUGGUAGACCGUACACCGAAUUUCCGAUGGGUUCAGCGGGUAUCUCGAUCUCAAAUCAACAGCCUUGGCCAGCAGGACUUCGAGAAGCUUGUGGCGAUACAUGUCAUAGCUGGCGGGAAGCCUCUCGUUAUCGAGGGCUGGGACGAUGCCCUGCCCUCCUCGCUAUUUAGCGCAGGAUGGCUUGAGAAUACCUACGAUAAGAAACAGGAGAAUGUUCGUGAUAUUUCCAACGCCUCUGACAUCCCCAUGACCACUGGACACUAUCUACGCUCCAUGAAACAGCUUACCAAUCAAUGGACUCCAAACACGUAUCGAGACGAGCGUCGACAGCGGUUAUAUCUCAAGGAUAUCGACUGCCCCCCCGAAUGGCGCGAUAUGCUACAGAAAAUUAUACAUCCUAAUCUCUUCUACCUCAACGAAAAUGUUGCAAGUAAAGGAGAUAUGCGCGCGCGCGACAGGGGAAGUUUUGGGGGCGAAACUACCGCUGCCUCUGCCGGAGAUCUUAUGUCUAGCCUACCAGAAGAAAUGCGCGCCCAAAAUCUCAUGUGCUACAUAGGCCAUGAAGGAACCUACACGCCCGCCCACCGAGAGAUGUGCGCAUCGUUGGGACAAAACAUCAUGGUUGAAGCAUCACGAGAUGAAAAUGGAGAAAAGAAGGGGAGUUCGAUUUGGUUCAUGACCGAAAGCAAAGAUCGUGAAGUGGUACGAGAGUAUUUCUUGUCGAUGCUUGGCCAUGAUAUCGAGAUUGAGAAGCAUUUCGCGCAAGUCAACGCCUGGAAGAAGGCACCCUUUGACGUGUACAUUGUGGAGCAAUGCGCGGGCGAUUUUAUACUUAUCCCCCCUCUCGCUGCGCAUCAAGUUUGGAAUCGAGGGACGAGAACAAUGAAGGUUGCUUGGAAUCGCACGACAGUGGAAACCUUAGACCUCGCACUGCAUGAAGCUCUUCCCAAGGCUCGUUUGGUGUGCCGAGAUGAACAGUACAAGAAUAAAGCCAUCAUUUACUAUACCCUUCAAAAAUACCAUGCGGAGCUCCAAAAAAUUGCAAAGACGGCAGAAAUUAUGCAGGCUGGCUUCAUGGGAUUUGGGCGAGAUAUCUUCAGGAGCUCUCCGCGUGUGAAGCAGCUGGCCGCCGACUUCAAAAAGUUGUUUCAGUUGUUUACCGAAAUCAUUACUGACGAAGUCUUUGCAUUCAAAGAGAAAGACAUUGAAUUCCUGCCGUUUGAUUCCUGCGUUACUUGCUCUUACUGCAGGUCUAACAUCUUCAAUCGGUUUCUCACCUGCAAACACUGUGUCAGAUAUUUGCCUAAUGGAGAAGAGGAUGCAUACGACGUUUGCAUGGAAUGUUACGCAAUGGGCCGGUCAUGCGUCUGCCUCUCCGGGCUUCAAUGGUGUGAGCAGUGGUUAUGGUCAGAGCUGACUGAAAACUACGAGACUUGGAAAGCGACUGUUAUCGCAAUCGAUGGCCAUGUGGACUUGGAAAAUUCUCCACAGCCACUUGAGAUCACAAGACAGAGGGCAGGGAAGAAGUCACUUGCUCAAAUCUGUCAGGAGGCAUUAAAACGACGUCCUUGGAAGGACAUAACAAAACCAGACCGCGAAAAGACACCUAGUGACUCUGAACAAGGUGAGGGCGAUGAUAAGCCCAGUAAGAAGGCAAAGAGAAAAAAGAAGAAAGGCGAAGUCCACCGCUGCCAUGUUUGUUGCCACCCGGAUUAUAGCUAUCGAAUACAUCUAUGCACGAAUCCUGGCUGUCUCGAAGGAUACUGCUACGGCGUCCUGUAUCGGGCUUUCGAUCUCAUGCCACAGACUGUUAUGGAAGAUGAGCAUUGGCAAUGCCCCAAAUGCUUAGGGAUAUGCAAUUGUGGUCAUUGCCGCCGUGCAGGCAUUACGCAGCCAUAUAUGCCAAAAAAUACGUCUCUUGGACAUGACACUCGACGAAUUGCAGACGAUCGAAGUGUAGAAGCACUUGUUGAUUUUCGAAUCCAUAACUUGUCUUGGUUGAAAGCUGCGGGAGAAGAAAGUCGUAGUAAGGACAGCAAGAGAAUGCAGCUGCUGCGAGAGCAAGCGGACAACGCCAAAGCGCAAGAUGCCCUGCAGCAAUCUCAUGUGGAGCCUAGGAUGCAACCCAGCGCUGUUUUCACUGCCAAUCUAGGAGAAUCUUCCGCGAUAAACGGGUAUGGAGAUCAGAGUCAAGUACUUGGCCACGAUGGGGGAAACGUGUCCAACCUGGCUUUUGACGUCUCCGACAGACAUACCUACAAAGCCGACAACGUGCCGCAAGAUGUCGCAGCUCCAGCCUCACAAGAGAGUGUAUAUUCAUCACAGUAUCCUGACCCAUCGGUUUUCACCAGGCAGCGAAUAGGAAUGGGAUACUACGAACAAGACGAUACACCAGAUAAAAUUCUUUUCGACCCUUACCAGGCGCCCUCCGCAGAAUCAAUCCAGGCUGACGAAUCUACCGUCCCAGAUUUUGUUAAGAAAACUAUUCGGGCAGCUAAGAGAAAAGCUAAACGGGAGAAUGACGACCCUGAUUUUAUUGUUUCUAAAAGCCAUGCGAAGAAACAAAGGCUUAUCCCACAGGCAACGGAUUUUCUUGACAACAUGGAUCCAGCUCUUUUUGUCGCUGAAACUUUGUCAGCAGUACCUGAUCAAGCAACAGCGCCUGCUCCUCCAGAUAGGGAGGAUUCUGUUGGGACGUCUCGAGCAGAGCCUAGCCACAACAUACCGAAGACAUCCUUUGCACCGUAUGAUGCUAAUGAGCCAAUCCUUCGACAUGCCAAACCACGGGCGUCGUAUAUCGAAAUCGACGACCUAGAUAUUGAUGAAGUUGACGAAACUGAAGCAGCGCCUCAGAUAUCACCAACCUUGGCGGCGAUGGAAGCCCAUGGCCCAGCAGUAGAUAAACCCCACAAAGAUAUACACGCGAACGAAGAAGUACAAGGACUGAAUAGUGCUGAGGAACAACGUCCGAGUAGAGCAACCCAAGAGGCGGCCGGGGAAGUUGCUCCGAAACGUCGCGGUCGGCCACCGAGAAAGUUGCCGAGAACAGCAUCACCAGUGACCGCCGAGGAUGUAACGCCGCAGAUUGAAAGCGGAAGUAACAAAAAGGCGAGAGGGCGCCCAAGGAAGUCGCUGCCUACAUCGCUCAUGGAGGCAGAUACUGGCCCGCAGGACGACAUGGUCUUUGCUCCCGAUACAGAAACUCGUGAAUCGAAUUCUCCGGAAUUGGAUGAGCAGACCAAUACUCGGGAUGGCGAUUUCGUUGAAGAUUCACGACAACGACGCUGGCGCUCCAGAUCUUCAGGUGUUGCUAAACUUGGCGUCGGCAAUCCACGGCGAGAGCACCAAACCAAGACCUCUAGAGAAUCACAGGUCGAAGACGAAGAGGGAGAUGCUCUUCCGAAAAGGAGGAGAGGCCGACCUCCGAAAUCUGUGGCUUCUUCACGAAGUAGAUCCUCUUUGGAUGUAAUUUUACCAUCAAGCUCUCAAUUUAUGUCUAUGGCUGAACGGAUGGCUCUCAAAGGCAAGUCAUUCAAGAUUGGCUUGAGGAAGCCUCAAGGC